UGGUGAGGGGUGGGGAGGAAGAAGAAGAGAAGAAGUGACUUAUGGGAUGCGAAGUAGCCGGGCGGCUGACAGACGCACGGAGGGGGGAAGAGCGGGUGACAUCCACAGGAACCAUCUGAAGGAAGAGCGGGAAAUAAAGAGGGGGUGUAAUAAAUUAACUGGUUAUACGGUUCAUUUGGGGCGCAACGUGCAGGUUUUGCACACCGCCAUCGGAUCCUGAGCGGAAGAAAAAGUUCAGAUCCCACGGAUCAGCGCGUGGGAGUGGGGAGCAGGAUCGAGCUCCGCUGCGUGUCUCGUCAUGGCAGGACCCGGAGGCGACAUGCAGUGGUGCUUCUCCCAGGUGAAGGGAGCCAUUGACGACGACGUAGCUGAAGCCGACAUCAUAUCGACGGUUGAGUUCAACCACACGGGGGAGCUCCUCGCCACCGGAGACAAGGGCGGCCGUGUCGUCAUCUUCCAGCAGGAAGUAGAAAACAAGAACCUGCCCCAGUUCAGGAGCGAGUACAACGUUUACAGCACCUUCCAGAGCCACGAGCCCGAGUUCGACUACUUGAAGAGUUUAGAAAUUGAGGAGAAAAUCAACAAGAUCCGCUGGCUUCCCCAGAAGAACGCCGCUCAGUUCCUGCUGUCCACCAACGAUAAAACUAUAAAAUUGUGGAAAAUAAGUGAAAGAGACAAGCGACCAGAAGGCUACAACCUGAAAGAGGAAGAUGGCCGAUACAGAGAUCCCAACACAAUCACGGCACUGCGGGUCCCGAUUUUAAUCCCCAUGGACCUGAUGGUGGAGGCCAGCCCUCGCCGGGUGUUCUCCAACGCUCACACCUACCACAUCAACUCCAUCUCCGUCAACAGCGACAACGAGACCUACCUGUCUGCAGACGAUCUGCGCAUCAACCUGUGGAACCUGGAGAUCACCGACCGCAGCUUCAACAUCGUUGACAUCAAGCCGGCCAACAUGGAGGAGCUGACCGAGGUGAUAACGGCGGCGGAGUUUCAUCCUCUCCAGUGCAACACCUUCGUCUACAGCAGCAGCAAAGGGACGAUCCGCCUCUGCGACAUGAGGGUGUCGGCUCUCUGCGACAAGCACUCCAAGCUGUUUGAGGAGCCAGAAAACCCCAGCAACCGCUCCUUCUUCUCAGAGAUCAUAUCGUCCAUCUCAGACGUCAAGUUCAGUCACAAUGGACGCUACAUGAUGACCAGAGACUAUUUAUCUGUGAAGAUCUGGGACCUGAACAUGGAAAACCGGCCGGUGGAGACGUACCAGGUUCAUGAGUACCUGAGGAGCAAGCUGUGCUCGCUCUACGAGAACGACUGCAUCUUCGACAAGUUCGAGUGCUGCUGGAACGGAAACGACAGCGUGGUGAUGACCGGCUCCUACAACAACUUCUUCCGGAUGUUUGAGCGCGGCCAGCGGCGGGACGCCACGCUGGAGGCGUCGCGGGAGAACAGCAAGCCGCUGCAGGUCCUCAAGCCGCGGAAGGUCUGCACCGGCGGCAAGCGCAAGAAGGACGAGAUCAGCGUGGACAGUUUGGACUUCAACAAGAAAAUCCUCCACACCGCCUGGCAUCCGCAGGACAACAUCAUCGCCGUGGCAACCACGAACAACCUCUACAUAUUCCAGGAUAAAGUGAACUAACGGAGACGGAGGGCGGGGUUAAGGGUUUAACCUGCAGGAUCAUCUGGAGGAGCUCCGUGACCCCUGUGUGACCUUUAUGUGGACGGGGGUCUCCAGUCGUCCGCUGCCUUGUUGUUAAAGUCGUGCCAAUGUUUUUCCUUUCGCCUGCCGACCCAACCUUUACAUCUCAUCCCGUCGUUUCUUCAAACUUUGACUAGACUUUUUUUUAUUUUAUAAACAGUCCCUCUGAUUGGUUCUCUGGUAGAAUUAAAACAACUUUUUUUUUCUUUUGUCUCCCAUGAUGUUGUGGUGUUUACAUUUCUCAAAGAAAUCACAUUUUUACUCAUUUCCUUCAUGAUUUUAAAAUCACAGGUUGUCCAUGUCUGAGCUACGAUGGAGAAUUGGGGUCAUAAUAAGAAAAAAAAGGAAAAUAAAGAAUUAAAUUACAAGAAUAAACUCAAACGAGAACAAAGCUGCACUAGUAUAAGAAUAUAGUCGUAAUAAUACGAGAAUUGUUGUAAUGUUAUGACUUUAUUCUUGUGUUUUUACAACUUGUAUUAUUUUGACUUUAUUUCUAUAUUUCAACUUUAUUUUAAUAAUAUGAAUUUAUUCUCGUAUUACAACUGUGUUCUCACAAAACCAUGACUUCAUUCUUGUAAUAUUGCGAGUUUAUUCUAGUCUUACUUCAACUUUAUUCUUUAUAUAUUAUGACUUAAUUGUAAUACGACCAUACUCAUGAUACUGUACUUUAUUCUGGUAUUUUUAUUUAUUUUUAUAUCUUAUUAGCGUGUCCCUAAUUCUCCGUCUUACUCUCCCAAACUCCAGAAGUUAUUCUUUUAUCUCCCUUCAAGAUGGCCGUCUUUCUGCAUCGGAUCCUCUUCCUCUUUUUUUAUUUUUAUUUCUCUGUGUGCUGCAGCAGUCGGGUCAUAAAGAAAGGCUUUACAAAGAUAAUGUCGUUAAUAUUAUGAUUGUCAUAUUUAUAUGAAAUACUGUUGAAAAUGCCGCCGGUUGUUUUCCGUCCCACUUUGUGAAACAAAGCUGGACUUUUAGCUUCUUUUUCAGAUCUUAAGUUUCACACUGGACUCUUUUUGUGCACCAAACUCAGUCCUCUGGAUGUCUGCGUUGUGACUGCGAUUUAAAAACCGUAAAAUUAUUUGAGGCACUGAAUAACUUAUUUUAACCACUGAAAACAUUACUGUCAUAAGGAUUUUUAUUUUAUUUUAUUUUAUUUUUUAGGACGGGGAUUCCUCCAGUAAUGUGGAAUUAUAAUUUUACUCUGAUGGUGGAAGGAAAGGGAAAAAUAAAGGAAUUAUUUUGCAUCG
Molecule: messenger RNA, 2937 nt
Organism: Poecilia latipinna (sailfin molly)
Lineage: Eukaryota; Metazoa; Chordata; Actinopteri; Cyprinodontiformes; Poeciliidae
Product: serine/threonine-protein phosphatase 2A 55 kDa regulatory subunit B alpha isoform-like
Exons: 10
Coding region: 299-1636 (445 amino acids)
Cellular component (GO): protein phosphatase type 2A complex
Molecular function (GO): protein phosphatase regulator activity; protein binding
Source: RefSeq, a predicted model, not a curated record